Messenger RNA from Enterobius vermicularis (human pinworm), 381 nucleotides. The record is from the annotation of a GenBank genome assembly. Lineage: Eukaryota; Metazoa; Nematoda; Chromadorea; Rhabditida; Oxyuridae.
AUGUCUGGUCGUGGUAAAGGAGGCAAGUCUAAGUCUGGUGGUAAAGUGAAGUCAAAGUCCUCAAGAGCUGGACUGCAGUUUCCUGUUGGUCGAAUCUAUCGUAUGCUUCGUCGCGGUAAUUAUGCUGAGCGUGUUGGCGCUGGUGCGCCAGUAUAUUUGGCUGCAGUGUUGGAGUAUUUGGCUGCCGAGGUCUUGGAGCUGGCUGGCAAUGCAGCCCGAGACAACAAGAAGACCAGGAUAAAUCCUCGCCAUUUGCAGUUGGCAGUUCGAAAUGAUGAGGAACUGAAUAAGUUGUUGCAGGGUGUUACUAUCUCGCAGGGUGGAGUUCUGCCAAAUAUUCAGGCUGUUCUGUUGCCGAAGAAAACUGCAGAAAAGGCGUAA